Messenger RNA from Closterium sp. NIES-65, 2097 nucleotides. Lineage: Eukaryota; Viridiplantae; Streptophyta; Zygnematophyceae; Desmidiales; Closteriaceae. The record is from the annotation of a GenBank genome assembly.
AUGGACGUGGACGUGGACGUGGACGUGGACGUGGACAUGACAUGGACGUGGACAUGGACAUGUGGGGUGGACGUGGACAUGGACGUGGACGUGGACGUGGACAUGGACGUGGACGUGGACGUGGACGCGGACGUGGACGUGGACGUGGACGCGGACGUGGACGUGGACGUGGACGUGGACAUGGACGCGGACGUGGACGUGGACGUGGAUGGACGUGGACGUGGCAUGGACGUGGUUGGACAUGGACGUGGACUUGGACGUGGACGGGGACGUGGACAUGGACGUGGACGUGGACAUGGACGUGGACGUGGACGUGGACGGGACAUGGUUGUGGACGUGGACGUGGACGUGGACGUGGACGUGGACGUGGACAUGGACGUGGACGUGGACGUGGACGUGGACGUGGACGCGGACGUGGACGUGGACGUGGACGCGGACGUGGAUGUGGACGUGGACGUGGACGUGGAUGGACGUGGACGUGGACGUGGACGUGGACUGGACGUGGACGUGGACGUGGACGUUGACGUGGACGUGGACCUGGACGUGGACGUGGACGUGGACGUGGACGUGGACACGUGGACGUGGACGUGGACGUGGACGUGGACGUGGACGUGGACGUGGACCUGGACGUGGACGUGGACGUGGACGUGGACGUGGACGUGGACGUGGACGUUGGACGUGGACGUUGGACGAGACAUGGACGUGGACAUGGACGUGGACGUGGACGUGGACAUGGACGUGGACAUGGACAUGGACGUGGACGUGGACGUGGACGUGGACGGGGACGUGGACGCGGACUGGACAUGGACGUGGACGUGGACGUGGACGGGAUGUGGACGUGGACGUGGACGUGGACAUGGCUGUGGACGUGGACGUGGAGGUGGACAUGGACGUGGACGUGGACGUGGACAUGGACGCGGACGAGGACGUGGACGUGGACGUGGACGUGGACGUGGACGGGGACGUGGACGUGGACGUGGACGUGGACAUGGGGACGUGGACGUGGACGUGGACAUGGACGUGGACGUGGACGUGGACGUGGACAAGGACGUGGACGUGGACGGACUGGACAUGGACGUGGACUGGGACGUGGACGUGGACGUGGACAUGGACAUGGACGUGGACAUGGACGUGGACGUGGACAUGGACGUGGACGUGGACGUGGACGUGGAUAUGGACGUGGACGUGGACGUGGACGUGGACAUGGACGUGGACAUGGACGUGGUUGUGGACAUGGACGCGGACAUGGACGUGGACAUGGACGUGGACGUGGACGUGGACGUGGACGCGACGUGGACAUGGACGUGGACGUGGACGUGGACGUGGACAUGGACAUGGACGUGGACGUGGACGUGGACGUGGACAUGGACGUGGACGUGGACGUGGAGGACUUGGACGUGGACGUGGACAUGGUCGUGGACGUGGACGUGGACGUGGACAUGGACGUGGACAUGGACAUGGACGUGGACGUGGACGUGGACGUGGACGUGGACGUGGACAUGGACGUGGACGUGGACGUGGACGUGGACGUGGACGUGGACGUGGACGUGGACGUGGAUGGACGCGGACGUGGACAUGGACGUGGAUGGACAUGGACGUGGACUUGGACGUGACGUGGACGGUGGACGGACGGGGACGUGGACAUGGACGUGGACGUGGACGUGGACAUGGACGUGGACGUGGACGUGGACAUGGACGUGGACGCGGACGUGGACAUGGACGUGGACGUGGACAUGGACGUGGACGUGGAUGGACGUGGACAUCGACAUGGACACGUGGACGUGGACGUUGGACGUGGACGUGGACGUGGACGUGGACGUGGACGUGGACGUGGACGUGGAGGUGGACGUGGACGUGGACGUGGACGUGGACAUGGAGGUGGACAUGGACGUGGAAGUGGACAUGGAGGUGGACAUGGACGUAACAUGGACGUGGACGUGGACAUGGACGUGGACAUGGACGUGGACAUGGUCGUGGACGUGGACGUGGACGUGGACGUGGACGUGGACAUGGACGUGGACGUGGACGUGGACGUGGAUGCGGACGUGGACGUGGACGUGGACGUGGAAGCGGACAUGGACGUGGACAUGGACGUAG